CUCACGACCACGUGACCGCGUCACCGCAUGCUUGCGAUCAACAUGGCCACCGGCUCCUGGAGAGGCGAACUCAACGAGGUCGAGCUCCAGAUGCUGGAGUACAGCGAGUCACUGGGGCUCGUUCCGUACGCGGGGACGCCGUCGAAAUGUCUGAGUGAAGAGGACGCGCGGGCGGUGCUCGACGGAAGCCCCAGCCCGACUCCGGACCCAGAUUCGUGGCGGCUGACCACGACGGCAUGGUGCUCGUGCAAGAGGUGCGGCAUCAUGCCGACGCCUAAAGAGUGCAUCUGCUGCAGGGAGUGUCCCCCCGCGGUCGCGACUCGCCCGGGAGGGUGCAUCACGGAGCACAACAACUUCGCACCGAUCUGCCUCCAGCCCGGCGUGCUCGAAGUCGCGUUCUGGGCUCUGCAGGAGGCAGGUCGUCACCCGGCGCCGCGAGAACAGAAACCUUUCUGGGAUCCUUCGGAAUGUGCUGGCCAAGUAAAGAAGCUCGAGUACUCAGUGGUCACGGAGCCUCUCCUUAGUCCAGCUUAUACUUCCAGACCUCACUUCAUACUAAUCCCAAGCGAAAAGGAAGCAACGGAAGCGAGCGCAAAACUUUGGGCCUGCUAAGCACGCGUUCGUGAAGGCAAAUCGUUGUCGAAGACAGCGCACUCGUGCCUGUAACAUCAAUUUCAGUCAUACAAAAAGAAGAAAAAAAAAAGGAAUAGUUUAUCAAGGUCUAAUUUUUUGGGUUUUCCCUUUGUGAAAAAAGAAAAGGUAUGCCUUAUUUUUUAUAAUGCAGGAGUUUUUAAACAUGUGACAGUCUGGGGCUGACAAAACAUUUUGGGUGGCGCACACGCACGUCACCAUGCAGAUAUUCCCAUGGAAGAACACAACACUACGUUUAGGAGACUGCAUCACAACUCUCUGAAGUUGCCCAGUUUAUUUGAGCACAAGGUCUUGUGUAAUAGGACAAAAGGCGGGUGUGCUCUGCAUGAAGUGGCCCUAUUACCCGCUUAUAUUGUUCAGCCAGAAAUCGCAAAGUACAGACAAUCAGUAAAACAAAACAUUCAAGCUCGACACAUGAUGCUGUUUUUUUAUUACAUGCGGUCAAGUCUCCUAUGUGCACAAGUAACAUGGUCAGGCAUUCAUUGCAUCUUAUUGCACCGUCCAGCUUUUGAAAACAUCACAUCUCUGUAGUCCUGCGUUUCACUUAAUUAGAUACUCCAAAGUAAAUCUUGAUGUAUUUUCAUUUGUCACAUGCACCUCAAUUCCAUAAACCUGCCCUAUACUCGGAGUCCCAACUUGUGUGCAGUGUAGGCACAGGCACGAGCGCGUGGCUUCCAAACACACCCUCUGCGUGCAAGUGCUUGUGCACACAAAACACUGUGGAAAGCUGUGCCUGCACUGCACACAACUUGAAACUGAGUAUAGUAUCAUCGAGAUGUGUAGUGUGUCUUGGCUGGCACUUCAAACAUUUGUAUCAGUGGUAAUUGACCAGCUUUGUCCUUAUAAAUUUUCCAGGCUUCGUUUUGCGGCCUAUCACCAAUUCGUGCGGUGGAUGUGGCGGAGGCUGGGACGUCGCAAUCGACGUGUUCUACCGGCCUGCGUGGUCAAGAGGAUCCACGAUGAAUUCCCUUCGGA
Molecule: messenger RNA, 1626 nt
Organism: Ixodes scapularis (black-legged tick)
Lineage: Eukaryota; Metazoa; Arthropoda; Arachnida; Ixodida; Ixodidae
Exons: 3
Coding region: 28-612 (194 amino acids)
Source: RefSeq, a predicted model, not a curated record